Molecule: messenger RNA, 2898 nt
Organism: Cinclus cinclus
Lineage: Eukaryota; Metazoa; Chordata; Aves; Passeriformes; Cinclidae
Gene: SNCAIP
Product: synuclein alpha interacting protein
Exons: 11
Coding region: 1-2898 (965 amino acids)
Molecular function (GO): ubiquitin protein ligase binding
Source: RefSeq, a predicted model, not a curated record
AUGGAAGCCCCUGAAUACCUUGAUUUGGAUGAAAUAGAUUUUAGCGAUGAUAUAUCGUAUUCUGUAACUUCUCUCAAGACCAUCCCAGAAUUAUGUAGAAGAUGUGAUGCACAAAAUGAAGACAGAUCGGUUUCCAGUAGCAGCUGGAACUGUGGGGUCUCAACUCUUCUUGGAAAUGCACAGAAACCAGCAGGAAUUGCAGAUGUGUGCAAUAAAUUCAGACCAGUGAAGAGGGUUUCUCCAUUAAAGCACCAGCCAGAAAGCUCUGAGAACAAUGAAAGUGAUGACCAGAAGAACCAGAAGGAGGAAUACCAGAAAGGCAGUGAUUCACAGUCUGCACUUCCAAAUGAUGACCAGAGUGCAGGAGAAGGAGAGAACCUUAAAAGCAAAAGCACUGAGCCUGCUGUUCUGCUUGGGGAGCUGGAGCACUAUGACCUGGAUAUGGAUGAAAUUUUGGACGUGCCUUAUAUUAAAUCAAGUCAGCAACCUGUUCCUUUUACAAAGGUAGUUCCUGAGAAAAAACUUCUAAGUGUGUGUUCAACAGUGAAUGGUCUAAAUGUCAAGAGCUGUCCUGCAGGGAGCACAGAUAGCUCGCCUACUGGCGGGACACAGUUCUGUGUGCUGUCUCCUGUGAAAGGCGCUCAGCUGAGAAAAAUGCAGCCCAUUGUUCUUGAUCAGCACAAGCAUUCAGCAGAAGAAUUCGAGCUUUCCCAGCCUUUAGCUAAGUGUAGCUCAGUCCAUGAAUCUGAAGCCCAAGGCAAGGGCUUCCUCAGCAGGACGCUUGCUGAUCCUCACACUCACAAAGCUGAGAAGAAUAUGCCGAACUGCCACCGGAGGACUUUCCACCUGCAGACAGCAGUGGCGGAGAGCAAGCAGCUAGAGGAGCUGGGUAUGAGCUGGAGCAGUGCAGGGAGCCCGGAAGAGAGGAGCGAAGAGGUGAAAAAAAUUAAGAGCAUCUUAAACAUUGUAAAGGAAGGCCAAAUAUCUUUACUGCCACAUUUAGCAGCAGAUAAUCUGGAUAAGAUCCAUGAUGAAUGUGACAACAAUCUGUUGCAUGUAGCAGCAUCAAAGGGACAUGCAGAAUGCCUGCAGCAUCUCACUUCUUUGAUGGGUGAAGACUGUUUGAAUGAACGAAACAUUGAGCAGCUAACUCCUGCUGGAUUAGCAAUAAAGAAUGGUCAGCUGGAGUGUGUUCGGUGGAUGGUGAGUGAAACAGAAGCUAUUGCAGAGCUCAGUUGCUCAAAAGACCACCCAAGCCUUAUUCAUUAUGCAGGUUGCUAUGGCCAGGAGAAAAUCCUUCUGUGGCUUCUUCAGUUUAUGCAAGAACAAGGGAUUUCACUGGAUGAAGUUGACCAGGAUGGAAAUACUGCUGUUCACAUAGCUGCUCAACAUGGCUAUCUAGGAUGCAUACAGACAUUGGUGGAAUAUGGAGCAAAUGUCACCAUGCAAAACCACGUGGGAGAGAAACCCUCACAAAGUGCUGAGCGACAGGGGCACACCAUGUGUUCCCGCUACUUAGUAGUUGUGGAGACAUGUAUGUCACUGGCCUCUCAGGUUGUCAAGCUGACUAAGCAGCUGAAGGAGCAGACUGUGGAACGUGUGACAUUACAGAACCAGCUCCAGCAGCUUCUAGAAGCCCAGCGGUCAGAGGGCAAGUCACUGCCCACAUCCCCAAGCUUGCCAUCAUCUCCUACUUCUGGCAAGCCCCAGUGUAAACCAUCUGAAGCAGAUGAAUUGUCUCCACCAAAAAGUAAAUUGAACACCCAAGAUGGGAUUCAGAUUCUUGGCAGCUUGGGAACAAGCACAUCUAGUGGUGCUCGAGCUAAGAUAAAAGAUGAGGACUCAGAUAAAAUCUUGCGCCAGUUGUUGGGGAAGGAAAUCUCUGAAAAUGUCUGUAUGCAGGAAAAGCUGACUUUGGAAUUUCAGGAUGCUCACACAUCUUCCAGGAACGUGAAGAAGAUUUUGCCAGAGAAAAGGGAGUUGAAGUUAGCCCGACUGAGGCAACUGAUGCAGCGGUCUCUCAGCGAGUCUGAUACAGAUUCAGCUAAUUCUGAGGACCACAAGAACACCCCUGUGAAAAGAACUGACAAACCAAGACCUCAGCCUAUAGUGGAGAGUGUUGAGAGCGCAGAGAGUUUGAACAUGAUGCUUAAGAAGCACACUUCCACAGCAGGACGGCGCUUCCCUUUUGGUAUCAGGGUCUCCAAGUCUGUGGACGGCCAUAGUCCUUCCCCUACUUCGGAGAGCAGUGAUCCGGAUAAUGAAGCCCCAUAUCAGUCUAGUACAGUACCUCAGGGCCAGUUUUGUGGAGACAACUCUCCAUCCAGCACAGACAGUGCUGCUGCCCAGAAGAUUGCCACCAGCCCUAAGAGCGCUCUCAAAUCUCCAUCUUCAAAGCGCAGAACCUCUCAAAAUUUGAAACUUCGAGUAACUUUUGAGGAGCCUGUGGUGCAGGUGGAACUAGCAGAGUCAGAACUAAAUGAGGAAAAGGAUAAAGACCGGAGCAAAGGACUCAUGAGGGCUCCAGCCAGCUCUGGGGAGCAUGCAGGGGAUCAGCUGAAAAGGCCUUUUGGAGCUUUUCGGUCCAUAAUGGAGACACUGAGUGGCAACCAAAAUAACAACAACAACUGUCAAACAGCAAACCUCAUCAAAACCUCCUCGACACUACCUUUUACCUCACUAGGAAGGAAGACAACAGAGAGCAAGGGAAAUCCAGCAGUUGUCUCAAAAGGAAGAAACAAGCCAGAUCCUUACUUCAGCUACACCAGUCUUUCUUCUAGCACGUUGAAUGAAGAGCUGUGUAACUAUGCUUGGCAUGAUGACAUCAACUGGAAAAUCCAGAAAUCUGAUAGUCAAAAGAGUACUGAAGAGCCAGAACAGCAGGAAUUCUUCCUCUAA